This is a messenger RNA of Alternaria triticimaculans, 1212 nucleotides long. RefSeq lists its product as uncharacterized. Gene Ontology annotation, molecular function: hydrolase activity. NCBI's taxonomy places the organism in Eukaryota, Fungi, Ascomycota, Dothideomycetes, Pleosporales, Pleosporaceae. Bases 1 to 1212 code for a protein of 403 amino acids. The record is from RefSeq and is a predicted model, not a curated record. The transcript has a single exon.
AUGAUACUCCGAACUCUAUCUUGUCUUCCCCUGGCUGUCAGCGCUCUUACCGCCGCGACAGCGCUACAAACACCUCUCGAACCAACGGUACUCGACCCCUCCACGUCAAAAGACCUCCUUUAUCUCCAUCGCAAGCUCGUAGAGAUCGAAUCGAUAUCCGGAAAUGAAGAGAACGUUGGCGACUGGCUUACCAAAUACCUCCGCGCGCACAAUUGGACCGUCGAGAAGCAGGAAGCAUCCAAAGACCGAUACAAUCUCCUAGCCUACGGCAGCAAGCGCGAAACAACCAUCCUCCUAUCCUCGCACAUCGAUGUCGUACCUCCAUACUGGCCGUACUACUACAAUGAGACGACCGAUAUCAUUGGCGGCAGGGGCAGCGUGGAUGCGAAAGGCAGCGUCGCACCCAUGAUAAUCGCCGCGCAAGGCAUACAACAACACCUCCAGGAUGACAUAUCCCUGCUCUUCGUCGUAGGUGAAGAGACAGGCGGCGACGGCAUGCGCGCAUUCAGCAACUGGGACAAGCGCCCGUCCUCGCACGAAAUCGUCAUCUUCGGUGAACCCACCGAGGCGAAGCUAGUCUGUGGACACAAGGGCAUGCUCGGCUUCGAGGUCAUGGCGACAGGCAAAGCGGCACAUUCAGGAUACCCGUGGUUGGGCGUGAGCGCAAACGACAUCAUGGUGCAGGCGUUGGGCGAGCUCCUCAAGCUGAGAGAACACCUCCCGUGGAGCACGAAAUACGGUAACACGACCAUGAACUUCGGGCGCAUCCAAGGCGGAGUCGCAGCCAACGUUGUCGCCGAGACCGCAACCGCGAACAUUGCUACGCGCAUCGCAGCCGGCACCCCCGAUGUCAUACGCGGGCAAAUCAUCGACGCGCUCAAGGACGUCAAAGCCUUCGCGCAGAAGGAAGGUGGUGACCUAGACGUAGAAUGGGGUGGCGAGGCUUACGGUGUGGUGAACAUAGACUGUGACAUUGAGGGCUUUGAGACUUUGACUGUUAACUACGGGACAGAUGUGCCUCACCUCUCUGGUGACCACAAGAGGUACUUGUACGGCCCAGGCUCCAUCUUCGUCGCCCAUUCAGACCAUGAAGCGUUGAAGAGGCGGGAAUUGGAGCAAGCUGUUCUAGACUAUCGUCGCCUCAUCCUGAAGGCGACAGAGGUGAGAGAGAAAGAACAGCAGAUGUACGAUGAGGAACAGAUGGAAUUAUAA